Messenger RNA from Oldenlandia corymbosa var. corymbosa, 762 nucleotides. NCBI's taxonomy places the organism in Eukaryota, Viridiplantae, Streptophyta, Magnoliopsida, Gentianales, Rubiaceae. The record is from the annotation of a GenBank genome assembly.
AUGGCAUUUCCCAGCCACUUCUUCUCCAGAGCUGGCGCUCCUGCAGCCUUCAUUCGCCGCUCAUAUUUCGGCAAAGAUUUCGUGUUUGGUUCCGCAACUGCUACUUUCCAGAUUGAAGGUGGUCUAGAUGAUGGCGGUAGAGGAGAUAUUUGGGAUACCUUUGCCAAAGAAAUGGAGUUUGGUCAAUAUGUUGAUCAUUGGAUAACAUUGAAUGAACCAUUCACAUAUGCCUAUUCGGCUCAUGUCGACAAAGUCCACGCUCCUGGUUUAGAAACCGUGAAGGACCAUAUCUUUGCAACUGGCACAAACACGGAAGGAGCACCAACACCAGCAGCUACUUCAGCCGCGACUGAAGUAUCUGCUAGUGCCGGUACAAAUGAGGAGGCGGAAGAGGAGGAAGAAGAAGAGGAUGAUGGAGGAUCCUUCUUUUAUCCUUCUCGUUCAACAGUUCAUCGAAAACAAACUCGGAACAAAGUGAUGGUUUUCAAACCGAGAACAUCUUGGGCAUCUGAAGCUGAGUACAUUGAUCCUUUUGCAUAUCCAUAUAUUGUCACACAUAACCUACUUCUUGCCCAUGCCAAGGUUGUGGAAGUAUUCAAGAAGAAAUACCAGGAUCAUGCCAAGAAGAAGAAAAUCGGAAUUACAUUGGUGUCUAUGUGGUUUCAGCCUCGCAGUCCCAAUGAUGAAAAGGAUAAGGCUGUUGCUUUACGCGUCAUUGAUUUCUUCAUUGGAUGGAAUUGUACUCAAAUGAAGAAUUUUUGA